Giardia duodenalis is the source of this 2010-nucleotide messenger RNA. RefSeq lists its product as uncharacterized. Gene Ontology annotation, biological process: protein sumoylation; reciprocal meiotic recombination; homologous chromosome pairing at meiosis. The coding region runs from base 1 to 2010 and encodes 669 amino acids. Gene Ontology annotation, cellular component: synaptonemal complex. Gene Ontology annotation, molecular function: SUMO transferase activity. The record is from RefSeq and is a predicted model, not a curated record. The transcript has a single exon. Lineage: Eukaryota; Fornicata; Diplomonadida; Hexamitidae.
AUGUCUAUGCCGCCUGGCAUUGCUGACCUGGAUGAAAGCGUAGACGCGCCGCUUAGCCACGCUACGGAUCAGGAUGCUGCAUCUGGUAUCAAGCUGGACGAUAGGGCUGAAGAAGAGCAGCUUAGUCGGUCAGAUCCACCCACAAUGGAGCCUGCCCCCCCGGCGGGUUCUGGUAGUAGAACAGGUACACCUGUUGAUGCGGCUGUCUAUGAUAAGAUGACUGUACGAUCGGCUCAGCCUUCUUUCGAGGAGGUUUCGGUGAAUAAGAACACUUUGGUUAACCUGCUCCGAGCUCUUUCAUAUUCUUACAAAUCUGCUGAGUCGCUCCGCCUAAUAACUGGUCUUGUUGUGGAAGGCUUCCAUCUUCAAGGGAUACGACAGCUGAAGUCGAGCUCUUCAAAAGCUAUUAGCCCCGAGAUGCUUAAAGCGGUGUACGCAGAUAUAGGUGAGAUGUCUAUAUUACGACCCCCGCCACUGGUGGCAGAGCUCACUGCCUCUCGGAGGGAGGGGAAGCUAUUAGACACACUCUAUGAGCAUAUCCUGACAAGCUACCUUGAGCUGCUUCAGCAAAUAAGUUGCUUCAAGAAUGCACGCGAAGAUAUCCUGUUAACCCUUGGGAAGUCCGCAGAUAUAAAUCUAGAAACUCCAAUAGAAGAGAUUGCAGACGAAAUUAUAAAAUUAAAAGGCCUUCCAGACUACAGCGAUGGCAAAUUCAUUCUCGUGGGACCUUCUGCAGUUAGUGCACUGGAUAUUGUCAGGAAAAGCGAUAACCUAACUGACGCGCAGCAUGAAAAUGAGAUGCUCCGCGCGACCAUUGAUUCAUUGAGGAAGGAAUUGUCGGAGUCUGCUAACGCUGCGACCCUAAUGCGAAGGGAGACUGCAAAUGGCACGAUGGAGGCAGAAAAACUUAAGGUAGAGUUAGAGAAGCUUCGGGCGCAGAACCAGCGCCUAAAGCAUGUGGCAGACGACGCAAAGGCAGAGACAGCGGCAACACGCACAAGCAACGCAGCACUGCGCCAGCAGCUCGAGGCUUUGAAGACAACAAGUACUACUGUUGCUGGGGAACCUUCUAAAUCGAAUCAAAGCACAGCAAAGCCCCGUAGUAAGUCAGCACGCGAUGCUAAUGACCUCCUUACGACUGCUGACCUGAGCCACACUGGAACAGGAUAUACAGGACCACCAUCUCAUGCAGCAGCUCGGCAACACAGGCCUUCGCGACCAGCAAGUGCGACACAGCAGCGUAUCCUUUCUGGAAAGGUCGCUCCGGCGCGUGUAGAAAUAAAUAACUCAAGCUACUACGCCAUACACGGGCAGAACGGAGAGGUGAACAACACUGGAAUACCCACAACAACGGCACGUGUCGUGAAGAGAAGUGUGGCUGUCACAGACAAUUGCCUAGUGUGCAUCGGUCCGCGGCACUCUUCUCCGUCAGCUAGGUCAAAAAGCCCACAGAGAUACAUACAAGACAUGAAAGCUACUAGUCCUGAAGUUCGCAAACUUGCUUCGGUCCCUGGUAACACUCGCAUCGGCAAAAAUAAUCAGUUGUGCAGCUCGUACUACGAGUCGCAGAGGGCAGUGACACCUAAUAAGAAGUCAACCCAGGCUGGUCCCGUGUCCAAAACUACACCAAGGAGACCAACUAGUUCACGGCCACAGGUCUCAUCAGCAAGAACGCCUGUAGCUAAGACACCGUCACGUGAUCAGCACUAUUCUCAGACGACCCAUAGCAAGGGCGCUACGAAAAUGUAUACAUCCGUUAUGCCCUUGGACGGCACCAGAACUCCCCGCAGCAAAACACCGGUAGAUGACCUGUACAACCAAAUAGACCGUCUCUCUGUUGAGCUGGCAGCAGAAAAGGAAAAAAGACAUGUUCUUCUGGACGAAAAUAGAAACCUGAAAAGCACUCUAACAUCAAUGGAGCGUCAAACUAGGCAGCAAAUGAACAACAUUGAAUCCAAGUAUCGUGCUAUUCUGGAGCACACUAUAAAGAAGCUGACAAAUCGUGCAUAG